GACGGGGGAAGGUUGCAAAUUUUCCCUCUGAGGUUUAUAUUUUUUACUAUUUUGAGUGCUUAAGAAGAAGAAGAAGAAGAAGAAGAAGAAGAAAAUAAUAAUAAUAAUAAUAAUAAUACGAGCAGCAAGAUCAAGAUUAAGAUCAGCACACCCAAACCUUUCGAAAAACCACAACACCAUUAACCAAAAUGCGCUAUAACUCAAAAACCACCGUUCCUAACUGCACCAAAAUGCUCAUGGGGAUGCUCCUAACCUUCACCCUCACCCCUGCAACCCUCGCGGACCCUGAAUGCAUCCCUGGAAGCAAUGAAACCGACUUAAAGAUUCCCAUAUCGUCUUCAAACCUCUCCUAUAUAACCGAUUUUGGCUUAGAUCUCUUUCGCGAACUGUUUCCUUAUAACGCAACGGAUCGGAACUUCUUCUUCUCACCUUACAGUGUUUGGAGCGCCCUGUCUCUCGCCUACUUCGGAUCAGCUGGGGAGACAGAGGAUCAAAUAGCAAUGGUGUUAAGAGAAGAAGAUAAAGUUUCUGCCUUGAAAUCUUGGAAAACUGUUGAAUUUUUGUAUAAGAUGCGUCAGGAAAAUCAGACAAAUUACACACUACGAGUUGCCAAUCGCGCUUAUUUCGACUUGGAUGUCUCUCUACGGGCGUGUCUGACCGAGAUCUUCCCUUCAGAACUGCAGAGAAUCGACUUCAGACAGCCUGACGCAGCAGCAGUAGAGAUCAAUGACUUCGUGAGUAACACCACCAAGGGGCGGAUACCUGAGCUGGUAACCCCGGGGCACCUUCAGGGGGCGCGCAUGGUCCUGGUGAACGCGGCUUUCUUCAAGGGCGUGUGGCUUUACCAGUUCAAGGAGAGCGCCACCAAGAAGGAGCUGUUCUAUUCCACGCUGGAGGAUUACACCUUUGUGGAUAUGAUGCACCAGAAGGGAAACUUUGGAUACGGCGUGUCCGAGGAACUGGGAGCAAGCAUACUGGAGUUGCCAUACACUGGGGAAGCCAUUUCAAUGUACAUCCUGCUGCCUCCAUUCUUGUCUGGACGUGACGGGUUCUCUUCAAUGGUGGCCCGGCUGACUGGUCCAGCCCUCCACCGCGCCAUUGACAGCACUUGGAGGACACAGCUAGAGGUCAAGAUUCCCAAGUUUAAGCUGGAGGAGAUGAUCGAGGAGGAGUUAAUGGAGGCUCUGUCCAGGAUGGGGGUGACUGACCUGUUUGACCCAACCCGCGCCAAUAUGACCACCUUCAGCGAGAGAGAAGGGCUGAGUGUAGGCCGCAGCGUGCACCGAGCCUUCGUGGAGGUGAGCGAGGAAGGGACAGAGGCAGCCGCAGCAACAGCCCUUAUAAGCUGGAGGAUUGCCCGCCCCGUCAGCCCAACGACGUUCGAGGCUAAUCAUCCCUUCUUGUUCCUUAUUUACGACAAUUUAACCCACAAUGUGCUGUUCCUGGGCGCUUAUAAGAACCCCAAAGCCGCGCAGGGGGGGCGGGAAAGCGUGUGAGCGUGACAGAGUGUGAGAAAUGCUAGUUUGAACGAUUUUUUUAAAGGGAAACUUAAGAAAAACUUGAAAAAAAUUGGAAAUGAGACAGAAAAUGGUGCUUUGAUACGGUUUUCAGGGGACACUAGGCCUUAUAAGAUUUCUAGAGCCACGGAAGGGGGGGCGGGAAAGCGUGUGAGCGUGAUAGAGAGUGAGAAAUGCUAGUUUGAACGAUUUUUUAAAGGGAAACUUAAGAAAAACUUGAAAAAAAUUGGAAAUGAGACAGAAAAUGGUGCUUUGAUUAAGUUUUCAGGGGACACUAGGCCUUAUAAGAUUCCUAGAGCCACGGUAGGGGGGGCGGGAAAGCGUGUGAGCGUGACAGAGAGUGAGAAAUGCUAGUUUUGAACUAUUUUUUAAAGGGAAACUUAAGAAAAACUAGAAAAAAAUUGUAAAUGAGAGAAAAUGGUGCUUUGAUAUGGUUUUUAGGGGACACUAGGCCUUAUAAGAUUUCUAGAGCCAGGGAAGGGGGGGCGGGAAAGCGUGUGAGCGUGACAGAGUGUGAGAAAUGCUAGUUUGAACGAUUUUUUUAAAGGGAAACUUAAGAAAAACUUGAAAAAAAUUGGAAAUGAGACAGAAAAUGGUGCUUUGAUAUGGUUUUCAGGGGACACUAGGCCUUAUAAGAUUCCUAGAGCCACGCAGGGGGGGCGGGAAAGCGUGUGAGCGUGACAGAGAGUGAGAAAUGCUAGUUUGAACGAUUUUUUAAAGGAAACUUAAGAAAAACUUGAAAAAAAUUGGAAAU
Molecule: messenger RNA, 2271 nt
Organism: Portunus trituberculatus (swimming crab)
Lineage: Eukaryota; Metazoa; Arthropoda; Malacostraca; Decapoda; Portunidae
Product: serine protease inhibitor 88Ea-like
Exons: 7
Coding region: 189-1496 (435 amino acids)
Molecular function (GO): serine-type endopeptidase inhibitor activity
Source: RefSeq, a predicted model, not a curated record